This is a messenger RNA of Closterium sp. Yama58-4, 2874 nucleotides long. The record is from the annotation of a GenBank genome assembly. Lineage: Eukaryota; Viridiplantae; Streptophyta; Zygnematophyceae; Desmidiales; Closteriaceae.
AUGAACCAUCAAAUGCGUUGCAUUGCGUUGCCCUCUCAAAAGCACCCCGCACGUUGCCCCUCCCCUCUUCUUCUCGCAUCUCCUGGCAUCUCCUGGCAUCUCUCCCCCAGGGCGACCUUUGAGCGGCGCAUGGGGUGUGUGCUGGUGGACACGUCGUACCAGCCGUGCCCGCCCGCCGACUGGUACAUGGACGUGCGCCUGUGGUUCGACGCCUUCCACCCCUUCAACCGCACUGAGUCCGCCACGUAUUGCCUCGACGGCCGGCAACAUCCGACGUAUGGGGCGCAGCUGAUCCGCGCCAAGGAAGCUCCCGAGAAGAUGCUCACGGAGCCCACCGUGCUCACCAAUGGGCAUCCAGGCAUGGGCAUGAUGCUCCCGAUCUUCAAGGGCAACAUGACGGCAGCAUCGGCCUUGCGAGACAGGCAGGCAGCACUGAUGGGUGUGUUUGCAGCGAUGAUGGACUUCACCCGCCUGGCCGACUUCAUCGAUCUCGAAGUGCUCUUGCAAGGCAUGGAGUAUUCUUUAGAGAUGUAUGACGUCACGGCCACGGAUGUGCUCCCCGGCUCCUCCACCCCGCUGGGCCCGCGCCUGCUGUACGGAGCGGGUGACUUGCCUCAAGGCAACCCCAUGCACGUGAACAAGCUCAUUCCGCCCUCCAACGAAACCAUGCUGCAGCCACACCGCCACAAGGCGGUGCACCAAAUCAACCUCACCGACUCAUCAAGAACAUACCAGCUCUGCUUUCAGGGCUCGGACACAGCGCACAGCAUGACGGCCAUAUUCCUGGGCCUCAUCAUCCUCGUCGUGGCGGCGCUGCUGGCGGCCAUCGGCGUGAGCGUGACAGUGAACACGCGGCGGCUGCGCGAGAAGACGGAUGCGCUGGAGGCGCUCAAGGAGCAGGCGGAGGUGGCGGAGCGCAACAAGAGUGUGUUCGUCGCCAACACUGCUCAUGAGCUGCGCACGCCCAUCAAUGGCAUGGAAGGCCUGCUGAAGCACCUGGACGAGAGGGGGCUGGACGAGGAGCAGAGGGACGACAUGGGGUCGGUGGUGGAGCAGGCGGAGAAGAUCCUCAGCCUUGUCAACACCGUGCUGGACGUCUGCAAGGCUGAGGCCGGCCGCCUGCACCUCGAGAGCCUGCCGUUUGACCUGCGCUCGUGGCUGCGUGACGUGCUGCACCCACAUGUGCAGGCUGCUCGGGAGCGAGGCUUGACAUGUAAUCACCCUCCCUCUCUGCCCUCUCUCUCUCGCCCGUGUCUUGAUCACCUGUUUCUGCCGGUGCUUCUCUUCAUGCUUUUGAUUGAUUCUUCUUCUAAUAACCAUAAGUGCCUGAUUGUUCUGCUUGUGCAUGUGGGGGCCUAUGCAGUCACAUGGAAUGUGGAUGGCGAUGUGCCCAGUGUGGUGGUGGGCGACUACCUUCGCCUGCAGCAAGUGGUCAACAGAAUAGUCGGCGAGCAUGGGAUGGGAGUGGGAGAGCCGCUGAUCAGGACAACGUUUUGGGAGCACGUGGGGCAGAGAGGGCUGGUGCGGGCGGUGAUUGGCGCAUGCCAUGAGCGGAUGCCUUGGGUGCUUCUGCGCGGCCUCUCUGCGCAGUGCCUGGGGUGCUACUGGCUCAUGCCUCCGGUUCAGGAGGGGCGGCAGGAGCAGGAGGACAGCGAGGAGAGGGAGGGACGUGAGGAGAGGGAGGAGGGGGAGGAGAGGGUGAGCGUUCGGGAACAAAGUGCUGCGUAUAAUGAAAUCGGGGGAGAUGGGGGAGGCGAGAGGCCUGGAGGAGGCGAAGUGGGCAAUGCGGGGUGCAGGAGCAGCGGUGGUGGUGCACAGCAGCACAUGGUGGGAGUGGCAGGAGCACCGGUGAUCCCUCUCCGACCACGUGCUGCUGUGCAGGGAGCAACGAGGCAUGGUGACGAUGCUGCGAGUCAAGCAGCGACGACAGCUACAGGGGAUGAUGCUGUGGGCGCGUGGAGGAGAGCUGUGGAGAGGUGUUGGCGCGUGCGUGGCAGAGAGCAAGGCACGGAUGCUGCAGAGGGGGGAGGUGGCAGGCGGUGUGUGGUGGUGGUGACAUGUGAGGACACGGGGUGUGGCAUCGCAGAGGAGGAGCAGCACCAUGUGUUUCAGGCGUUCAUGCAGGCGAGUCGUGCGCUCGCGUUGAAGAUUCGGCGUGCGCCCCAUGGAUGGCAGGUGGCGCUCAUGGGGGGCAGCAUUGGGCUACUCAGCACAGAGAGCCACGGCACAGAGAGCCACGGCACAGAGAGCCACGGCACCACCCUGCAUGUCGCUCUGCCCAUGGCGGUUGCUGAUGCUACUGCUGCUGCAAGUGUGUGUGGCAACUCGGGUUCAGGCAGCGCCACCAUCUCUGCGCCGCAGGCUGCCUGUGCUGCUUUCUCCUCGUCUGGCGACGAAGCAGCUGUUCCACGGGCAGUGGAGACGAAGAGUGCGAGUGAUAGGCUCAAGGAGUUGCUGCAGGGCAAGGCGAUUCUGGUGGUGGACGACAACGCCAUCAACCGGCGGGUGGCAGCGAGCACACUCACACGGUACGGGGCGGAGGUGGCGCUGGCAGAGUCGGGUGAGGCGGCUCUGCGCCUUCUGCAGGCCUCGCGCCCCCCCCUGCACGCCUUCCGCCUCGUGCUCAUGGACCUUCAGAUGCCCGGCCUCGACGGCUACCAGACCACCGCCCGCCUUCGCGCCCUAGAAGCCACCGCUCACACGGGCCAGGAGGGGGUGCAGGGAGGACAGCGUGUUCAUGUGGUGGCCAUGACAGCAGAUGUGGACAGCACAGUGGUUGCGCGUGCCACAGAGGCUGGCAUGGAUGGUGCUGUGCAGAAACCACUCAACGAGAGGCUGCUGCUGCGGGUGCUCUCAACGCUAAAUGGUUUGUAA